UCUCCCUUAUAUGGUUUUGAAUGUUAGAGUCCAUAUAGUUGUACAUAGGGUCAGGUGUCAAAUCGGUUUGGUUUAUUUUUUUAUUUUUGAACGUAAACAUAGUAAAAGUCAGAGAGUACGACACCUAUCUUAGUUUUAGGGCACACAUAGAGUUAACCUUAUUGAAAUAACGUUGAUUAACCCAGUGACAUUUCAUUUUAGUUGUGAAAGAACAAAAAACAGAAAAAAGACCACCCACUUCAGCUUGUGUGACUGACUGGCAAUGUUCGUCUUCAAACUUCAUACUAAUACUUAUUAAUAGAUAUACAUCUCAUCAUCCUAAUGUGUGACUAGUGCCAACAAGUUCAAUAAUUAUUCCAGUACUUUUUACUAUUUGCUCACACACAUAUGCUGAAAGAGAAAGACUUUUAUUAAUUUUGAACUAACCAUUCUUUUUACAUUAUAAAUACCAUACCAUGUACAUAAAAUGAAAUGAAUAUCGGAAAUAUAUCGGUAAUGAAAGUGAAAUAAUGAAGCCAACAAUGGGAAGAAUAACCUGGAAAAUUAAUAAACUGCCGUCCAUGGUAGGAAGUUAUUUUAAAAACAAGAAGGAUCAGCUUGUUUUGACAUACAGAAGUUUGUUUUAUAAUGAAUAUACCUCACUUAAUACUCUCAUUGAUACAAUGAUGGAACCAUUGUUCUGGUGUGUGGAUCACUUUGCAAGAUAUUUAGGACCUAUCAUGGUGACGUUUGUUGUUAUAAUGAUAACAUUUGUUGUAUCUGUAUUCUAUACCUGUUUAUUACCUCAUGUUGUUUACACAUCACAUACCAUAGUUACAAUAACUCAUCUUAUAGUUGGACAUUGGUUAUUAGUAAAUAUUGUAUUUCACUAUGCUAUGGGAAGUUUUAGGAGUCCUGGUCAUCCACCUCCACUGGUACAGAACUCUGUUUCAAUCUGUAAGAAGUGUAUUUCUCCCAAGCCACCAAGAACCCAUCACUGCAGUAUUUGUAAAACCUGUAUUUUAAAAAUGGACCAUCAUUGCCCAUGGCUAAAUAAUUGUGUUGGUUUUUAUAACCACAGACAUUUCUUUCUAUUCUGUUUUUAUAUGUGGGUUGGUACUAUGUACGUUAGUUAUGUUGGUUAUGAUUUAUUUAAACAACAUUUCUAUGGUAAUAAGGUGUUGAUAUUUCCAGACUUUUUAUAUCCAUUAAAUCUUGCCAGAGAAGCAAUGGUUAGUUCUGGGAUUACAUCAAAAGUUUUGGUAGAGAAAGGGGAGAAGAAAGAGGAGAAAAAAGAUGAAGAUGAUGUGGAACAUCUUAGCAUCAGUUACAGUGAUAAAACUUUUCAUAAUCUAGUCAUAUUUGAAUUUUUACUAUGUACUGGUGUAUCUAUUGCAUUAGGACUAUUAACAAUGUGGCACUUCCGACUUAUCAGUAGAGGAGAAACUAGUAUAGAACAACAUAUAAAUAACAAAGAAAGAAAAAGAUUAAAAAAGAGGGGAGUGGUUUUUAAAAAUCCAUACAACUGGGGUUUUAUUGCUAAUUGGAAACAAUUCUUAGGUUUAACCAAAAAUAGGUCUUUUUGGAGACAUGUAUUAUUACCAUCAAAUCAUUCUUUAGAAGGUGAUGGUUUAAUAUGGGAAACUACAACUUAUAGUUUUAAAACAGAUCAAAAUGGUUUACAAUUAUUAUGACAUAAACUUAAAUUCAGUUAAUGUCUUAAAAUAUAUUGUAUAAUAUACUGUAAUAUUUUUCGAGUAAUGUUUAUCUGUUGGGUGUUGUGGUUUAAUAGUAUGCUUGCAGGGACCGUAAAAUAUAAAUACCUUUAUAUUUUCAUAAAAUUUUGUCAUCUUCUAUACUAAUAUUUGUGACUGUCGUUUGUCUGUCUGUCUGUCUGUUUGGGGUUGGCGGCUACACUAGGUCUGCCCCGAGUCUGAAAUUUGGGAUAUAGGGGUAGCUCGGACCAGGGAGUAACAUAGGCCAGGUGGCGGUAGUCUACCACUUCUGGUUUUGGGGUUAUGACCCCCGAGCAAAGCUGGGCAUUCUUCUAGUUUCUCAUAAAAUUAUCAUAAAAUGGAAAAACAUUGUAAAAAAUAUAAAAUUUCACUGUUUCUCAUGGGACGAAAAUGUUUUCAAAAUAUAAAAUCAACCAUAAAUCGCUACUCCCAGUAAUAAAUUUCUAUGCUAAUAAAUCCUGUUUUGAAUAAGAAAAUCAUCCAGGAAUUUUAUGACCCCCAGGUUUAUAUUUGACAGUGCUCAGUUAAUGUUAUGAUGGUAUCUGUAUAUGAAAUGAAAUUUGGGUUUAACAUCCUACUGUUCUGCUCCGACUGGGCUAAUGAAGACACCCGAUGAGUGAUGGGCAGACACCAUUCAGUGUGCUAUGAGGGAAAUUUUGCCCUGACAGCGGCACUAAGGUCUACUCUUAUACUCUGUAUCGAAUUCCAACUGCCAAGGGAUCCUUUAUGUGCACGCCAAUGUGUACAUGGGACCUCGUUUUUUUGUGCCAUCCAAAUGACUAGAUAGCUGUCCUUGUCAGGUCCUGCGUCCUGCACCACUGCCAAGGGAUCCUUUAUGUGCACGCCAAUGUGUACAUGGGACCUCGGUUUUUUGUGCCAUCCAAAUGACUAGAUAGCUGUCCUUGUAAGGCCCUGCGUCCUGCACCACUGACAACUUUCGCGGCCAACACCGGGAGUGAUCCUAUGACCUCCCGGCUAGUGAGCCAGUAUCAUACCCGCUUAGCCAUUGUGGGUAUUUGAACAUAGGAAAAGAUGACUGCGACCAUUAAUACCACAAGUGGUGGGACGUUUUUAUCCGCAUAAAUGUCAGUGCAGUUAUAUAAAAAAAGUCAUAAUAUUUGAUAAUGAUAAAAACAUAAAAGUCAUGAAAUGUGAUAAAAACAUUAUAAAAAUAUCAUAAAUUUGAUAAAAACACCAUAAAAUUUGAUAAAAACACCAUAAAAAUUGUCAAAUUUCACAAGAAACUUUCAUAAGAAUAUGAAUUUAUAAAUAUCUGUGUACGGUCCCUGUGCUUUUAUUGUAUGUUAAUACUAUUCUGCCCUGAACCAAUUGGGGGUGUCCAAACGGUCUAACACGUUAAGUAGCAUGGUUUUGAUUCCCAGCUUGUAUGUGACAAGUAGGGUUUCUUCCCACUGCUAAAGCCCCUUACUUGCACGCAAAUUAUUGAAGUAAAAUUGAACUACAUGUUAGUUCAGAAAUGACUUAGUUUAUGUUAGAUUUUUCAGUCAGUGCUCCAAAUUUAUGGAAUUCCAUUGAAACCAAACGAAUAAAGGAAAUUCUUUUAUCUUUAAACUGAACUUUUUAAAUCAAAUAUACAACCGAUUCAAUAUGAACCUAGCUUUUUUUGUGUCAAGCUUUUACUAAAUCAUGUUUCUAUGAUCUAUGUUUUUUAUAUCUUUUUCAUUAUGGGUUAAUUAUUGUUGCUGUAUUUAUUUAUUUUGAAUGUUGUAUUUUUACAAGCAGUUAUCAUGCAAGAUAUGCCAACAUUUUGCAAGAGAUGGAUAGAGAACAAGCUAAAUAAACCAAUUUUUCGUACAGUCAGGGACCAUAGUCAAAAAACGGAUAAAAAUUGUGACCUCCACAGGGUCCACAACCUUGGUAUUACAUACUUUUACACCAUUUGCGUACAGACAGCAGACAUUUUUUCGGUCAAAAUGUUUACGAAAUUUGAACUGAAGCAUCAUUACAAUGUAACAGUGAUACAAUUUAACAGUUUUAGAUUAAAUAAAAAUUGAGACCUCUGGAGGGUCCACAAGCUGAAAAUGUGAUUUUUCGUACAAUCAGUCGCCAUAGUCCAGGAAGUUACAGUCAGAUAUGCACCAAUAUCAAAAGGAACUGAGAUCUGUGGGUUAUAAACAUAUAUCUUAAGCUUCAUCAAAAUCAAAUAAAAAUUGUGACCUCUAGAGUGUCCACAAACUAAAAACAUGACUUUUCGUACAAUCAGGGUCCAUAAUCCACAAAAUUAUGGUCCAAUACAUGCCAAUAUCGAAAGGAACCAAAAUCUUUGGGGUAUAAACCUAUAUUUUAAGUUUCGUCAAAAUUGGAUAAAAAUUGUGACCUGUAGGGUGUCCACAAACAAAAUGUGAACGGACGGACAAAGGCAAUGACAAUAUAGGUCCACAUGAAAAAUGUGGCUGGAUAAAAAAAAAGAGCCUGAGAGCAGCUUGCAAUUUCUUAUUAUUAUUUGUCGUGAUGUUUUUUUCUAAGUAUACAUCAAAUUAAGUGCUCGAAACAAUUUGCUUACAUUUCAGCUUAAAUUAAUUGUAAGUAGUACCAGGCCUCGAGCAUGACACAGGCUAUGCUUACUCAUUUUGCAACAUUUGAUGAUGCUACUUCUCAUUACUUUGCAUUUGAAACCACUGGGCUGGCGACCUGUGACUGCAAUGUUAUCUUCUGCCAUUUAGCCUUUGGCUUCUGAAUCCUGGUCCAAACCAUUCUGGGGGGGUGGAUGGCCGAAUGGUUAGCACGUGCGCGCUGUAUCAUGAGGUCCGUCAUUGAAUCAACUUGCAUGGUUUCAAUUCCCAGGUUGUACGUUACAGGUUGCAGGGUCGCCUUUCCAGCCUCAUGGGUCUUCUUCAGGUACUCCAACUGCUAACGACCCGUACAUGCAAGCGAAUUAUUGAAAUAAAAUUGAACCGUGUGUUAGUCCCGAAAGGACCUAGUUGUGUCGAGUGGACGUUAAACCUCUCCCUCUCUCGCUACCUUUACUUAGUGACAGGACUGGUGUCAAGCAAGAGGAUGGUUAGGCUCUACAACACCUGAUAUCAUUUCUCAUUUGAUAAGGUCACAGACGGUAUUUCUUCUUGUACUUUGUAAUGUACAUGUACUUUUCAACUAAACCCAAAAUGUUAGUGCCUGUGGUCCCAUUUAAAAAAAGGAGCAUUAUUCUAUUUUGUUUAUCAAUACCAGUAAAACCUGUUAGUACAAUGAGAUAACUUUAUCCCGUUUUCUGUAUUAAUACCAGUAAAACUUGUUCAUAUACAGUGGACUCUGUCACAUCCGAUCUCUGAUCACUCCGGAUUGCUGUGACAUUCGGUAUGAUUUUCAUGUCCCGAUUUAUUUCCUUAUUACUUCAGCCAAAAAAUCGCUGGUAAAUCCGGAUUCUGUAUGUUCCGGAUUCCGAAAUCAAUCAGCCGUCCCGUCACAUAAUUUCCAUUGAAUCGACACAGUAUAAUCCGUACUUCAAACGGUGGGUGUGAAGCAUCCAAUUAUCGGUGAGAUUAAAACUCAAUGGGUGUGAAGCCAGAAAAGAUUAACAAGUAAUCACCAAUCAAUUAUCGGUGAGAUUAAAACUGUGUUGAUUACUUUGAUCGGUAAAGCAGUGAACCCAAGUUGUUUUAAGGGAGUGGACAAGAUCUACCUGCCAGUCAAUUGGUCGGCUAAUCGCAAAGCUUGGAUGACAGGUGCCGUUUACUUUGAUUGGCUUGAAAAACUGGACAUAGAACGACAGAUUAUAAAUGACAAUUGACUGAAGACGGGGACGAUGAAGAAUAUACAUUAACGACAGACUUGACCUAUUCAAAAUUCCUACGCAUGCUCAACAACAUUAAACACUUCGCACAGAUUAAGGACGAAAAGAUGAUCGCAACAAUUCAUUUGUUAUAAGAUGUUGCCCAGGACUCCGCUUUACGAUAUGCUUCCGGUAAUCUUAACUAAGCAAACUACUUUAAACGAUUACAUGCAUUGAUAUUUAUAAAUAUAUUGUACGCAUGCAUUGAUAUUACAUGUAAACGAUUUAUGAAUAUAUUGUACGUAUGCAUUGUUAUUGUUAAUUAUUUAAUAUAAUAAAAUUUUGAAAGUACAGAAAAGUUUAUCAUUUAUAAAGGGAAUAGCAUUCUGGUGAUUCGAAGCAGUAUAUAUUUCUAUGUUCGAAGCUACAAUUUAAAAAUACUUCCGUUUUUCGAAGUUACAGUAUUUCCAGUUUUGGAGAAAACUCGGUAUUCCGAAACGCUGUGUGAUCCGAAUUAUUGUAACGAUCCCGCACGAUGUCGGAUGUGACAGAGUCCACUGUAGUUGUAUACAGUGAGAGAACCAGUAUUAUGCUUUAUCUAAACGUGAGAAGUAUUUACCAAUUGUUGUCAUUGUAAGUGCUAAGAAUUGCCAAAAUAUUGGAAUAGUAAGAAUAUAUAAUAAAUAGAUGUUUAAUAUGUUUUCCAAUAAUGACAUUAAAAGAUUAUACAUGUACAUAUAAUACAACUUACUGCUCAAUUCGAUUCACUAAUAAUUUAUAGAAAAUGUCUAAAACAAAAAACGGCCAAGUAAAUGCAUUUCAUUACUGUAAAUAUGUAACCAGGUUUGUCAUUUUUUUUGUAUUUGUUUACUAGCAAAAACCAUAAAACAAUAAAAAAUAUUCAAUGAAUGUUGUUUUGAUAUUAAUACUUUAUCCUAUUGAUAGGAUGAACAUAAUUUUAAUCCCAAUGUAGUUCUACAUUGACUGUGAUAUAUCUACUAUGCCUGAUAGAAUACUCUUAAGCGAUAUUUAUGGUUGUCUUUAUCAAUUCAUUAUAACAAUAAAAUAUUCAAAACAGUCACCAGAAGGAACAUGGAAUUAUUGUUAUUUUAGGCAGUGAUUAAAAUGGAUUAUGGAAUACUGCUGCAACAUAAUAUACAUUACAUGUAUAUACACACCAUUAAAGUCAUAGUACCUAGCAGAAGUGAUGAAAUCACUGAAUAUAAUGUUAUUCUUCUUAAAGAAUUUAACCACUUGUUUCAUUUUUUUA
Messenger RNA from Patella vulgata (common limpet), 6715 nucleotides. RefSeq names its product palmitoyltransferase ZDHHC16. Gene Ontology annotation, cellular component: Golgi apparatus. The record is from RefSeq and is a predicted model, not a curated record. Gene Ontology annotation, molecular function: palmitoyltransferase activity. Gene Ontology annotation, biological process: protein palmitoylation. NCBI's taxonomy places the organism in Eukaryota, Metazoa, Mollusca, Gastropoda, Patellidae. The transcript is spliced from 8 exons. The coding region runs from base 510 to 1673 and encodes 387 amino acids.